This is a messenger RNA of Lineus longissimus, 2504 nucleotides long. RefSeq lists its product as uncharacterized. Lineage: Eukaryota; Metazoa; Nemertea; Pilidiophora; Heteronemertea; Lineidae. The record is from RefSeq and is a predicted model, not a curated record. The coding region runs from base 241 to 954 and encodes 237 amino acids. The transcript has 8 exons.
CUAUAUAUAUGCAAUGCACGUACUAUUAAACCAUGCAAGCAUAAUAGUGUGGACUAUGUAUAAGAACCUCUAUCAAACAAGUAUGAAUAAGGCCUAAGAAACGUCCAUUCCAUAUUUCCAUUCCGCACAAUCGCUAUGUGUGGUUACGUGUACAAGAACCAUAAGUAGAGUGAACCUUAUUCAAAUCAGGAACGAAGAUAAUGAUAAGAUAACUUAUGCGACAAACUGAGGAAGUUUGAAAUGUCAUUGGCUUCGCUUAUAAUGUCGUUCAUGGGCAUGGUUCUGCUGGUGCAAAGCGACCCCUGUCCAAGAUGCAAUUCCACUGGAAGAUAUAAUGGAUUUCAGUGCACUGAAAUGAAACGCCAAAGAGAUAUUGUGCCAAUUAACGGUUCAAUACUCCUGAUGAACAUCACCUCUGGUGUAUGCAGUACAUUAAACGUGACGAUUGAUGACAAGAAUGUUCUUAAUGAUGAAUGGGCUACCAACUGUCAAUCCUGCUACUUGAACAUCACAUGCAAGACCUCAGCGCUAUACAAAUUCAAGAGUGGAAAUGAGACGCUCCAUGAGGUUAAGUGUGAUGAUGUUUGUCCUGCAGUUAGAAUGGUUGGAAUGGAGUUGUUGGAGAUCGUGCUCAUAGUGAGCGGAAGCAUCGUUUUCAUAUUCAUGGUCAUUCUUAUCUUCACCCACAAGUACCACAAGUGCCAGGCAUCCGAAGGAGAAAUUGAUGACGUUGACCACAAGCAGUGCAUCUUCAUCUUUGUUAUCAUAGCUUGCCUUUUAAGCAUCAUCACUACUCUGGUGGUCAUUCUCAAACACACAGGGCUAGUCCACUGUUUGGCCAGAGACUCCCUGGGCCUAAUCUUUGGGAUCGUCAUCGUCCUUCUCGUCUCCCUGAUUGUUUUGAUUCUAUCCAUCUUAUGUCUCGUGCGGAAGAAGCCAAAAUCAUCCGAGUAAAGAGGCACAAUUGAGGGUAAUGAUGUCUACUGGCCGGGUGCCACAAGCAAACCAACCCUGAACGAGAACAUCAAUUGACUUGUUUUUCUAAUGAACGACAGAAGUACAGAAAGUCGGCGACACCAGUCACUAUUUCUCCCAGGAACUAUACAGACCAAAGUGUUCGUUCAUAAACCAUUGAUUGGCAUGAUUGACACAUGGAUGGAUCAUUGAUGAUUAUCACAAGCCACGUUUUAAACACAGUUCAUAUCAUUGAUUGGUCUAUGAUAGCCGAUAACCGUAGGCCUUCGUGUGUUCCAUAUUAUGUAUUAUAUAUUAUAAGGGAAAGUGCAUUCCAGAGUUACUGAUCCGUUCGAUUUGGGUUUCACCUCAGCGUGACAUCCUUACGGCACGUGUUGAUGGUUUAUGUUUUGUGAAAACAACAAAGUGACUGUUAGUAAAAAAACUAACCUGGGACAUAUGUACACAAAGGGUAUGCGAAAUUAUUCAUAAUACAAUGAAUAAUUUGAAUUUAUAAUGUAAUAGAUAACCAUGAUAGGCUGGUUGAUAAUUCAUUCUUGCUGUACAGACUUGUUAAGAAUUCAUGUAUUUUUCUCAUAGAGUUUUAAUGGUAUAUAGAUAUUGAUAUACAUAACCAGCCACUGACAAAAUACAUGUCAUUUUCCUGUAUUUUACCCUACACCUCACCCACAUUUGAUCGGAUUCUACCGUAUGGAGUGUACACUAUCUGUAUACGGCAUAUAAAGCAGCAUAUGGUGAGCUCGUUUUUCGAUCACUCAGACCUCACUUUCCAUGACCCCUUGGCUGCAAAGUUAAUUAGAAGAGACAAACCAGUAAAAAGCCUUUUCGGUUACAAGAUAAGCCAUUUUCCAGAAAAUGUGAGGAAAAAAUAUCAAAAUGGCGGAUAGCGAGAAAUCUUAUUCCAAAAGAUAUUCACGCAUAAUCAAUCAAUUCAAGCGCUUUAUAGCUUAGUUAUAAAGCAGUAUGAUAUAUUUAAACCAAUACGAUAUGUAUCCUACAAGUUAAACACAGGACAAUAAAACACUGGUGUUGUUAAAAUGUGAAAAGAUAAUUUAGAUAGUACCACCCCCACUCUUUAACUCAAGUAUCAAAGCUUUACUGGAAGCCCCUUCAUGUUAGGAAUAUUUGUGGCCGAUUUUGAGGAGAUACCAUUACAAGUAAACCAAUUAACAUCCGCGGCCAUUUUGUAGAUGCAAACGAAAUCAAACCAUGAAUAAACAUUGGCACGGACAUAUAAUAGGAGUUCAAUGUUAGGUGAAUAAGAUUAAUGUUCUACCGGCUGUUUGUCAAAUCCUGGCGUUAAACCGUAAACCGUGAUAUUUGAAUUCAGAAGAGAAAUCUCGCGAUCAAGCCAGUGCUCGAGAUGAGUUGGAAACUAACAUAUCGUUGUCCGCUGAUGCUGACGUCAUAGCCAGCAGUCGCUAUCAUUAUCUCCGGCAGCAGCUAAUAUCUCGCACACUAAAAGUAUCACCUUGACAUGUUUCUUGAUCAUCUCCUUUAACUCAAAUACAAAUAUAAAAUAUAGGUGG